UGUGAUCUGAGCCACAGAAAACCGAACAAAAGAUUCCUUGCCAACACACACCAAACCCAGCCCCGCCUAGACCUAACUUACUACUUGACGCUGCUGCUGCUCCUGCUUCGACGCACGACACCGAUACUCUACCUCCUUCGACACUUGACACCUCCUCCCCUUCAAUACCCUGACGAUCUCGACCACCGCGGCAAGGAAUCUUUCCCUUUGAAAGGACCUUCGAGAUCUUACUCUGCUAUACCUCACAUCCCCUUACCGGACGGUACAUCUUCACCCGCUUCCGUCUCUGGAUAAAUACUCCGACUCCGCCACCAUCUUCAGCUAUCUACUCCCCAGCAGCAAAGGAUCUGACCACCACCACCACCAACAACAACAACAGUAACAGAGUGAACAUGUCGGCAGACGAACGGAAAAUCGCUGAGCGGAUGCUCAUGACAGAGCUCAAAGAGCUACAGAAGGAGAACUGGGUCCACGCUGAGCCUAGGGAUGGAAACCUCUUCGUGUGGAACGUGGCGCUGCUGGUUGUGAACCCGACCAGCUUGUACUAUGGGGCGUAUCUGAAAGCCGAGCUCAAAAUGCCUAAGAACUACCCCAUGGCCCCCCCAGAGUUUCGCUUCAUCCGUCCGCUCUUCCAUCCCAACAUCUACAAGGACGGAAAGCUAUGCAUUUCGAUCCUCCAUACUCCUGGUGAUGAUGAAAUGUCAGGCGAGCUGGCUUCGGAACGCUGGUCCCCCGCUCAACGAAUCUUUACCGUCCUGAUCUCGAUCCUAUCGUUGCUCGACGACGCCGAAGUCUCGUCUGCCGCUAAUGUCGAUGCCUCCGUGAUGCUCCGUCGCGACCCCGACAAUUACAUGCGCAUCGUCAAGGAAAAUGUCGAGAACAGCAAGCGCGAUAUCCCCGAGGGGUUCGUGAUGCCCAGUCAUCACAACACGCCGCCGCCUAAGGAGGAGGUGGACGAUGAUUUCUGGUGCGAUAGCGAGAGCGACUUUGGCGGGACUGAUAGUGACGAGGACAUGGUGUUUGGUGAGCUUGGGAUCUGAAGCUUGUUGCGAGGCUAGUCACGCGGAUUGGAUGGUGUAAGCUGACUGUCUAUCCACCUAGAAGACGACGACGAUGAUGAGGAUGAUGAGUCCGACCCCGACGAGGGCGAUGAUCAGAAGCAGGAGCAGAAGUAGACUUCGACAGUCUGAUAGCACAAACUAAGGACACAAUUUGCUACAUGAUGUCAAGAUCUCUUUCUUUCUUUCUUUCAAACGGCAGUGUCCUUCUCUUGAGAAGGACAACGACGGGGGAUCUAUUACGUUUCUAGGCCGGACCACUCCCUCUGGCGACAUUCCUUCAGAAGAUUCAUCAUCCACUUAAGUUCCUUUAGUCUUGGUUUAGUUUUCUUUGUUUCCAGUUACUUCAUU
Messenger RNA from Tricharina praecox, 1409 nucleotides. RefSeq names its product ubiquitin-conjugating enzyme/RWD-like protein. The transcript has 4 exons. Gene Ontology annotation, biological process: proteasome-mediated ubiquitin-dependent protein catabolic process; protein polyubiquitination. Bases 393 to 1040 code for a protein of 215 amino acids. Gene Ontology annotation, molecular function: ubiquitin conjugating enzyme activity. The record is from RefSeq and is a predicted model, not a curated record. Lineage: Eukaryota; Fungi; Ascomycota; Pezizomycetes; Pezizales; Pyronemataceae.